Gorilla gorilla gorilla (western lowland gorilla) is the source of this 12012-nucleotide messenger RNA. Its product is annotated as small ribosomal subunit protein eS27-like. The transcript has a single exon. The record is from RefSeq and is a predicted model, not a curated record. The coding region runs from base 3393 to 3719 and encodes 108 amino acids. Lineage: Eukaryota; Metazoa; Chordata; Mammalia; Primates; Hominidae. Gene Ontology annotation, biological process: translation. Gene Ontology annotation, cellular component: ribosome. Gene Ontology annotation, molecular function: structural constituent of ribosome.
AAUAGGCAAAAAAAACAAAAAAAAAAAAAACAAAAAAAAACUGAAGUACUUUCCCUAUCUCUAACCCUCCUUUUUUCCUUUUUGGAGUAAACAGUGACAUUUGUAAUGAUCUGGGCAAGUUUUAAUUAGGCAGUCAAGGAACAAGGUAGGCAUUUUUUUAGGGAUCAUUUAAAGUAACAUAUUUUAUCCUUAUUUUGUUGGGAAAUAGGGCAACAAUGUACAGUGUAAAAACCAGCAGUAAAAUUAAGUUGGCCCUUUGGGAUGCUUUUUAAUUAGAAGCCUCUAGAGGUCAGCACCACAUAAAGAAAGGGCUUUUGAGUUCAGGGUAAUCAUGAUGCCCAUCUCCUUGUGGAGCUUUUGGGAAAGGAGGGUUGGUGAAUGUCCAGGCUGGGGAAAGAGAAGUGAAGAGCCUUCUUCUUUAUACAUAAACCCUAACAUUUGACUGGGUUGUUUUUUUCCCUGCUCACCCAUCUUUGCAGCUCCCACACCCCUGCGUCACACAGUGUCAGUUCGAUAAACAUGACUUAUUGACCGGUCGAUGAAGUGUGGCAUUUAGCUCAUGCUGAGAAGGGCUGGGGAAAUGCCGAAGAUGAGAUGGAAGGCACAUUGCAUUUUGCUUGGAGCAAGGUGGGAGGAUGCUGGGUGUUCCAAGGCCUUUCAAAAUAUUUGUUAGCCCGUAGCCUGUUAAACUCUGCAACUUCCAGUCGAACAUCAGGGAACACAGGUUUCUACCUAGAAUCCAUAUCUGGCUCCCUGAAGCCUGCACAGAUCAGGGGUGGGCUGGGGGAGGAUUUGAGCGUCUUCAGGAGGUCUGGCCAGAACUGAGAUAGUUGGGAGCCCCUAAAAACUUGCAGACAUACCCGUGGAUCCCCAAAGUACAAGACCCAAGAGCACUGUGCAGUGAUGGCCACAGGCUUCACAGACCACCGGAAUUCAAGUCCAAAACCACAGGCAGCCUUGGGAGGCCACAGAGGCUCCUGGUGUUGCCCCGGGGUUUCAUUUUGGCCCAACAAGGAAUAGGAAGGGGAAACAAUACAAAGGCUUUCCUCCCUUCUCUUUCCCUUGCCCCUUCUGUUCAGGGUUUACUGUUCCUGUCUACUAAGGAAGGCUUGACCCAUAACACAAAUAGUAUUGACAGUUACUCUGCUGGGUGAUUAGAUGAGCCUUGGACCCUGAGGUUCUUUCACUCACUGAGAAGAUACAUUGGUGGAAAGGACAACAAAUAUGUCACAGGCACGAUGGAAGCCCAGUCUUAACAUCUUAGCACUUAGUGGCAUGACAGCGAUUUCACUAGUACUAUUAGAUUUCAAAAUGCUGGGUUUGGAUCCUCGUGAGAAUGGGCUGUAUUCUUUGCAAGCAUGGAACAGUCUGAUUCUGAUGACUUUUCAAUUGUUUUGUCGUGAAGCCAACAGUGCUGAGUAAAUAUGCCCCCCACCUGUGUGUGCUAUUACAUACAAAAAUUUUUUUGUAACAAACUUUUAUGUAGUCCUUGCUAAGUACCACACACUGUACUAAGUUUCUUUUAACUCAUUUAAUCCUUCCAACAAUCCUACAAGGUAGAUAUUAUGGUUGAUAUUCUCUUUUUACAGAUGAGGAAACUGAGGCACAGAGAAUCUAAGUAACUCUCACAAGAUCACACAGCUAAUAAGUGCCAGAGCUGGGAUUUGGACCCAGGCAGUUUGGUUUCAGAACUCUUAACUACUCUGCUGAAUAAUGAAUGUCAUGGGUGUUGGUCUUACGUUUACUGAAAUCUAUGAUUUUUUUUCACACCACAGCACAGAGGCCCUGCCUGCCCGUAUACUUCACGCAGUGCAUGCUGCUAAUAUCCAUGGUUGCCUGAGAACAGAUGGAGUGAAGAGAGCAUUUCCCUAGCUAUUUGCCUUGCCUGUGGUCAGGUUGGCCGCGCAGAGUGGUUUAGGAUAAUAGCAGACACAUUUUUUUUCUGGUAUCCAUGUACUUACAAAGAUUUUUGAAAGUGACUGGAAGAACCGGGGCGACAAGUUUAUAAAACAGGAUCCUCAGAUGGGGGCAGGGCUGGGGAAACAACCAAUUGGCUUUCCAUUCUGUACCCUUCUUUCUAGAUCUUGUUCCCUGAGGAGCUCUUUACAAGGGUGUUACAGACUCCUCUAAGUGUCUCCCUCCUCAUAGCGAAGGGGCUUUUACUCAGAGUUACCUUGAAGCAACCAGCAGCAGAAAUGCAUUGUCUAGUCAAGAGGAGGCCUGGGAGCAAGAAGAAAGCUCUCUUCGUCUGCUGAUGUGUGGUAACAUGCCAUUGAGUCACCAUCCCACACCAAGGAUUCCAGUCUGUGGCCCUACCCCUCAGCCAUCCAAAUACAUUUCUAGCCUGCCUUCCUGCUCCACGCAGAGGCAGCGUGCACAAACACCCUCAAUACCACCGCCACUGCUGGAUGACUGUCGUGCUAUUGUGCAGAAGGAAUAAGUGCAAAUCUGAGACCCCAUUUCAAAGGCAAACACAAUUCUCUUUGAAGCUCAUCAGCUUGUUUGGAUCAUCUCUGCCACCAUUUUCUCCAUUCCUAUGGGAAAGAAAAGCUGUCCAGAUCAGUAUCCCAUAAGAAAUGCAGGCACCCCAAAUCUGCUGUUCUUGCUUCUAAGAUUCUAAGUGCUAUCACAUAGUUCCCGAAUGACAGGCUCCAGGUCCUGCCAUGGGAGAGUGGGCUUGCUGGUGAGUGGCUACAGGGAGAGGGUGCUAAACCUCAGGAGCAGCACUUUUGUGUUUUCCAAAUGAUGCACGGAUGAGAGAAAGGAACGCAGGAAAGGUGAGUCAAAAACAAACCUUUGGAAAUACAAAAAUAAGGAGCAUAGAGCUGCACAGGUUUGGAAAGAGGAGGAGGCAGUGUCAUGUGAUAAAUGCAUGUUGGGUUUCUGGAUCUGAUGCGUGCCUUCCUGCAUGACUUUGGUCAUUUAGAUGUUUAGUUUCUUCUACUCAGGAAUGUUAGGGGGCAUUUUGAGCCUGGGGCUACAAGGGGCUAAAAAAAAAAGUACAAACUGUUGUGCAGAAUCAACUUUGGAAUAGAUCUGGAAAGUCAGAAUUUAAAAAUUUUACUUCAGUAUUCCCUAAAGUCAGAAAUGUAAAUCCAGUAACGGGAAAGGACAUGAAAUGUACAGUCCCCCCUCAAGUCUCACUCUGGGUGAUGCCACUCUGGGUGGAUGCUUUCACCUCAUCAGAUGCAUCUGGGAGAGCUGGCCUGGGUCUGUCUGUCCCAGCAGACCCCACGCUCCCCCCCUUCUCUCCUCUCCCACCUUGCCUGAUGUGGAGCACUUUGUAAUAAAGAGGUUGAUUCCCUGAAUUUAAUAUGGGGUGUCAUCAAGGCCUUUACUAGACGACAAGCAUGUCCUCUCCUUCCCAGCAGCGAUGACCUCCCCACAAGAACAUGCCUCUCACCGAGGUCUUCAUCCCUCUCCAGAAAAGGAGACCCAAGCAGCAGCACCCAGGGCAGAGCCUCCGUUCCUACUUCAUGGAUGUGAAAUACCCAGGAUGCUACAAAAUCACCAUGGUCUUCAGUCACAAACGUGUGUUGGCCGUGCCACCAUCCUCUCUCUGCCAGCGCACAGGAGGAAAAGCAAGACCCACAGAAGGACGUUCCUGUAGGAGGAAGCAGCACAGAAAGCACUCUAAGGGAAGAAGAAUGAGAUACCAUCCCCAUACACACAUUCUGGGAAAUACAAAACAUGCCCUUCAUAUUUCCAAGUGGCCUUAGUUUUCAAACUGUACUCUGAGAAAAAUCGCCAUCUGAAAAAUGACUCUUGUUUAGCCCGCAUUGUUUGCCAGCUGGCUUUCCGUGGCAGCUCUGGCUGGAGAGAACCCUGGAUGCUUAAGCAGUCCUUUUCCUUCCUCCUGUUAGGAUGAUGUGUGGGGAGAGUGAGGAAGAGGGAGUCAAAAAAGGGAAAGGGAUGAAGUCAUCUCAACGCACAUGGAUUGUUUCUUUGGUGUUUUGUGGAGAUUUCACUCCAGGGGCUUUGGGCCAACCAGUUUACUUGGGUAGAAGCAUACGUUGCUCACCUGGCCAAGUUUUCUCGGUGGAAGAUGGCUUAGCCAUUCUUUGCCACGCUUACUUUUGGUCCUGUUUAUGGAAAGUUGACCAAAACCCUCACAAAGGCCAUGAUCCGAUCUGCUUUCUCCCAUCGUCUGCUACUCUCCUGCCUAUCUCGCAUCCCCAGGCUAAAACUGGUGGUUUGGCUGAGGAGUGGGUUAUGCUUCAUGGUACAGCUAAAGUUAUCCUGAUCUCUCUUGAUAUCCCCUUCCUUCAAAGACUCUGUUUCUGACCCUGGCCAGCUCCCAAAUAGCUCCUGUAAUUGGUUACAAGCAAGGCUAAGUGAGAUAGUGAUUUGAUUCUGGAAGCACAAACCAGUGCCUCCCUGGUGGGUGGGAAGCAUCUUCUCCAUGUUCACCUCACAAGCUUUUGAAAAAAACCUGUCAUUCAGAAGCAAGCCAAAACUGUCAUCUCGCUCGAUGCUAAUGAACUCAUCAAAUCCAUUCGCAGGGUUUCGGCUCUUCAGAACUCUGGCCAAGCCUUUGCUUAGCACAUGAAAGAAUAUUCCCUGGGGUGCUUUUCAAACCCUAAUUUGACCCCAUACCCCUAAACUGUGGAAGAACACAGACACAAUUGGCCACAUGCUCUUGAAAAAUUCAAUCUGAAAGCUAGUGUUGGUGACUACAGAUAGGAUUUUGAUAAAAGUAAAACACCGAGCCGGGUAUGCUGCUUGCCGCUAGGAAUUUGUCUCCCUGGAGGACAGUCCUGCCUGCCCACUGCUGAGGAAGAGCAUUCCUUAUGUGGAGUGGACAGGGAAGCUCCUGGGAAAUACAGUGACCUUGGCCUCUUAAUCCAUCAACAAAAUAAUGGCACUUUUAUGAGAACUCUAGAAGUAGAACUUUUCAUCCGGCACCAUCUUAUGCUACGCUUUGGAGCAGUGAUGUCACCAAGGAGACAGAAACUAGGGAAUUCAUCCUCUUGGGCCAGGUGACUAAUCCUGUUUCCCAACCUCAGAACAUUUGCUGAUAUCAUCCAUCUUCCCGAAACCACACCAGCCUGGGGGGGUAAGAAGAGAGUGACAUCAACUCACAAAUUCACAUUUCUGUGACUCUAACGCGUACUUUGGGGAUUCCCAGCCCUUCUCGUAUUCCUCCCAAAUAUUCCGGGAGGUGGUCCUCAGGGGCUGACUCGUGUGCUUCCCAAGUUCGUCUUCUAUGGCACCGGGUGUUCUCCCUGGCUUUAAUGCACAGCCUCUCUUCUGAUGCUGCAGAACUCCAUAAUGGCAGUGGGUUUGCCAGAGCCCACAGAGGGGCACAAGGUCACCCACCAGAGAAGCCCACUUUCCUGCCACUACCCACCAGUGUUUACCCUGAGGCUGCCAGCAUGAGGCAAUGAGGACCUGGGUGUGUGGUCCAGGGUGCUGUUGCCAGUGACCACAGAGAGUGCCACACCAAUGAGCAAUGAGUGAUGCCCCAGUGACAGCUCUCUCCAUUUUUAUUCAUCUUUCAUUCCAGCCACUCACCAAAGGGGCAUGAGUCCAAACAGUUGGACAUUGCUCUGAGUAACAGAGCCAGAAUCUCCUUUUCAUCCAGCCUUGCCAUUGUCACCCAUGAACCCAGUUUGUGAGCUUGACAUGUUUUUCUUAGGAUGAGCUCUGCCCACUGAGGCUCCUUGGGUCCUCCUAUAAGGAAGCUCCUGGCAGAUCCACCCUCCUGACAUACCAAUAUGUCCAGAAACAACAUUAGCUGGGUCUUGCCAUCCCCCUGAAAUAGGGUGGGUAAUUCCUUUGGGUGGCCCUAAGGUGCUGAGUGGAGGGGAUUUAGCCAGGGCAGAGGAAUGCUAAACUCCUGAAAGUCUCCCUUCCCACACAGAAGUACUUUGGUGAGGAGGCUGUGGGUCAGGUGACUCUCUACACCUCUGAAAGCUCUUUUGCUAGGGUUGACCAUUAAAAAGUGAUUUCUUGACCCUCAGGGUAACAAAAGCCUGGCCCACCAAUCAAGGCCAGCAAGUCUCAAACUUUAAGGCUCCUAAGAAUCACCUGGUGGUGGGGCCAGAGCGGAGGGGUGGUGCUGUGAAACAUGCAGAUUCUUGGGCUGCGCUCCAGAAUCUGGAGACAGAAUCUGGACACAGGAAGCUGCAAGUUUACAAGUACUCCAGGUUUACAGUUUACAAAUAUGUCAGGCCGUCCUCAUGUAGGUGGUUCAUGGACAACACUUUUAAGAAACUCUGGGUUGAGCCGGCCUCCAGGCUCACCAUGUCAUUCACCAUGUCUACAGGGAGCCAAGAUUCAUCACAACAUGACUGGGUGCCAGGAGCUGGGCAAAAUUCCUUCAUGAUCCUAACACAUCUCAUUCCAUAAAGAUAAAAUCCUUGUACAGAUGCCACAGUGAUCUCCAUUAACAUCUCAAAAGUUGGAAAAAAAAAGUCUCUCUUCUAAGCUCACAUGGUGACAGAGCUGGGGGCAGCUAGUUGUGCCUGACUCCAAAGCAUGGUCUCUCAUCAUAGGAUGUCACAUUGCUUCUGUGACAUUUAGGGGAUAUGAAUGAGCAGAGGCCAAGCUGUAUUUGGCUGCAUGCUUGAUUGCGUAGAAAAAUGACGACACUACCCUUGGUACAUCUAUUGGCCCCAACAGGAAGGAGAUGAAAGUAUUGCAAAGGGAACAGUGAGCCUAGACUGAAUCAGAGGACUCCCAGAAAUUCGCUGCACUCUCAUGAUAUAAUUAUGCCAUCAGGUUGGCCAGUUGAGGAUUACACUUCAGAAGAAGGCAGAUGUCAUUAUCUAAAUAGGUCAUUCUGUACUCAUUUCUUUGUUUGCUUGUUUCUUGCCAGUCCACCCAGUGGAUCAUAAACCUUAUGAAGGCAAAGCUCUGUUUGUCCUGUUCUUCACAGAAUCCCCAGUGUUUACACAGUCCUGGCCUUCUAGAAACCUUUGUCGAAUGAAUGAAUGAAUGGGUCAUGGGGAGAUGAAAGGCAGUGUUACUCUUUCUCUGGGGGGACAUGGGAAGGCUGCUUCACUCUCAGAGCAGUGCACUCUCAUUCAUGUGUUGAGUGGCAGGUGCUGGAAGUCAGAGCAUCUGAAAUGCAAGCUCCUAUGCCCCUUCCCUGGACCUCAGGUCUCCAACAAUGGGGCAUGUGGUUGGUAAGUCUCUGAGAUUCUCAGGUAUAUCAGGGAAUAGCAACUGGAGGGGGUGGAUGGUACAGGUCUCUGUGCCCCUACCCCAUGAUCCCUAGAUGACCAUCCAGAAAGUGUCAUCAGCCAAUUGGAAAGUCAUGAAGCAGACACAGCCCUAGACUAUUCUAGUGGGAAGGCAAGAACAUGUGCUGUGUCCCCGCCUGCUUUCCAACCUAAGGUAGAGGCUGUCCCGGGCACAAGAGCACUUUCAGGUCACUGGUGUUCAGGUCACUGGUGUAGCUUUUCCAAGGCUGCCUGCCUCUGCACCAUCUCUGGGAAGAUUCUGAAACUGCCCCAUUCCAGUGGGGUGGCCUAGGGGCAGAAAAAUGCUCUAUGUGCCUCCCAGGCAGAGGUGGGAGCUUGGGGUGGCAUUUCUUUAAUGAAGUCACCUAGGUUUUCACAUCUAGAACUGUGGACAUCCAGGCUCCUGCUCACUGCUCUGAGUCACCGGAAGCCUGGAAUGAUGAGGCUUUUUUUCAAACACUAUCUAAGAAUCUUUGAUGAAUCCUCAUCAUCUGCCAUCAGGCACCACGAUUUCAUGAUCCCCAAAGGAGUAGGGCAGGUUCCUGAAGAUCUCCCGGGGUCGGUCCACUGGUGCUGGGCCACUGACUCCAUGAAAGUGGUUGGCACAGCUGGCCUUUGAGACUCUGUGCCUUCAGAACCUGAUAUAGUCUGGCUGUGUCCCCCACCCAAAAUUUCAUCUUGAAUUGUAAUUCCCAUAAUCCCCAUAAUCCUUAAGUGCCAAGGGCGAGACCAGGGGGAGGUAAUUGGAUCAUGGGGGCGGCCUCCCCUGUGCAGUUCUCAUGAUAAGUGAGUCUCAUGAGAUCUGAUGGUUUUAUAAGCCUCUGGCAUUUCCACUGCUGGCACUCACUCCGUCCUGCUGCCCUGUGAAGAAGGUGCCUGCCUUUCCUUUGCCUUCUGCCAUGAUUGUAAGUUUCCUGAGGCCUCCCCAGUAAUGUGGAACUGUGAGCCAAUUAAAUCUCUUUCCUUCAUACAUUACCCAGUCUCAGGUAUUUAUUCAUAGCAGUGAGAACUGACUAAUACAAAACCCUAUUUGUUUUUCGCUUCCAUCUGCUUUCCUUUUCCAGUUACUUCAUUCUAAUUGGUGUUCCUUUCCUACUUCUGGAUUCGUACCUCCCUUCUCAUUACUGCUGUGACACAUUCUCCCUCUACUGACUGGCAGGCCUGCCCUUCUCCCUGGUGACUGUUCAGGCAGGCCUUAGUGACCACGUGUGUUCACCCUAACCAUAGACUUGACCCUUCUGCUUCAAACCCCAUUGGAAAUUGGCAUUUCCUUGCUAUUCUGAAAGAUGGGAAUGGGAAUUUGGAUUUGAGAGAACUGUAAUAGAGCUCUGACACCUUCCUAGAGUCUGGGUGGCAGACUGGGUUCUGACUGGGACCAGAUUCCACUUGUCCUUCCUCCUGGCAGGGUGUGUGUUAACUUCAGGGAGCCCAAGUCAUUGUAACUUGUGUGCACAGACAACUAGAAUCUGUGCCCAAGAUGGGGCAGUGAGUCUCGAGUGAUGAUUCAAAUUCAUUUUCUUGCCAGGCAAACAAAAUCUCUGACUUGCCUGGACUCCCCGUGAAGCUAGCUGCAGCUGCCAGUGCUGGUCUGUGGUGGCCCCAGGCUAUGGGAUUUGAACAGCUGCCUGCUAACAGCACCACCUCCUCUCCCGGAUUUAUCUUGCACCAUUGCGCCCACAGCUGGGCCUGUGCAGAAUGUACAACAUGAUGCUGAUGCUGUUCAGGCUGCCAGCCCAUUGGAAGCACAGCAAAAGACUUCUAUUUAUAGAGAAGGCAUUCCUGGGCCACACACAGCACUCUUGGCCUGCUGAGAAGUCGGCCAAGUCCCUGACAGACACCAAGGGGCAAGACUGCAAGCCUCCUCUGCCAGAGAAGGCAUUGUUCUGUUGCACACAAUGGUAGAGCGGCCCUGGCAUGAUGUCAGAUGAGUUGACAGUAGCAGCAGCUGCCUGUAUGUUCCCUCUCCUCGUUUACAGCUGAGCUCUGCCAAACCCAGGGAGCAGUCCGGAGUUUUAGGUUUGGAUUUUGGAAAAUGAAUUGCACCAAGAGGCCAGGACCGUCUUGCUCCAGUUGGCUUAGUAAGGAAAUGGCCACAAGCCAUAGGUGGUAAUUUAGCAGUGGCUGCCUGAGUCGUUAGGGGAAUGUAACCACAAAAGGCAGUAGAACGGGCAGCCAGGGCCAUUGCAGGGCACAGUCACAGUGGCUGGCCAGGAGGUCUGAUGGGGAGGCCUUUCCUUCCUGCAGACCCAGCCUCCCCUGGAAUCCUCCCAUUUCCCGAGGCCUAGCUGGUGGCACCCAAAACCCACGAGAGAGCUGCAACAUAGAGCUGGGCUGUCUCAGAUAAAUGCAGGAAGGGCUACCCCUCUGUGGGUGAGUGAUACUAGCUUCCUUAGGCAGCCUUUAGGUUUCCAUUCAUUAGUUAACUCUGGCUAUACCUGAGAAGACAGAAUAACCGGCCUGGUGGUUGAGUGUACACUGUAGAGAAACACAGAGCCAGCCUUAGUCCCAGCUCCACCACUGGCUAGCUGUGGGGCUCUGAGCUAGUUAAUUCAAUUUGUCCAGUCCUCAGAUUUUCCACUAGUAAUUUGGGAUUAAAUAACCCGAUAGGAAAAUGAACCAAGGACACAGGCAAUUCAUAGAAUAAAAAAUACAAGUGGCCAAUAAAUAUAUGAAAAUGUGUUCAAGCUCUCUAGCUGUUAGAGAACUGCAAAUUAAAAUAAGACCUCAUUCCUGGCAAAUGUUACAAGAUUGAUAAUGCCCAGCACUGGCACGGAGGCACUGGCACACGCUAUUGGUGGGAACGUAAAUUGGCUCGGUCACAUUAAAAGAUUAUUUCUCAGUCUCUCUAAAGAUUUUAUGUGCAAACCCUUUGACUUCACAAUCCCACUUCUCAAAAUCUAUCCUGGAGAAAUAAUUGCAUGUUAUGGAUAUAGUGGUCAGUGUAAAAUUGCUUGUAAUCUUAAAUAAAAGGACAGAAAAAGAAAAAGGAAAGACUAGCAGAAAACCCAAGUCAUGAGCAUGUAAUUGCAGGUAGAGCUACAGGUUCUGAGAUGGGAACAACUCCAAUAUACAUGGUUAUCUGGAAAGAAUAUAUCAGGGGAACAAUACAUGUAGGCCAAUCACAUUAUAUUAAAAAAUGUAUAUUUUCAUUUUUCUAAGUAAGGCCAUGGAAAAGAUCCAGGAGGCUGCACUUUCCACUGUGCACAGUGGUUACCUCUGGGUGAGGACAGUCGGAGGGAGGGAGGGAGACUUUCAUUUUUUACUCCAUAUACAGAUGCCCCUCAACUUCAUAAGCAAAAAUGUCAUAAGUCACAAUGCAUUUAACCAACCUGCCAAACAUCAUAGCUUAGCCCAGCCUACCUUAAACAUGCUCAGAACACUUACAUUAACCUACUCCUGGGCAACAUCAUCUCACACAAAGGCUAUUUUAUAACAAAGUGCUGAAUAGCUCAUGUAAUUUAUUGAAUACAGCACACUGUAAGGUGUCACUUGUUUACGCUCCUGAUCGCGUGGCUGACUUGGCAGCUGAAAUCUUACCACGUAGCACUAGCCUGGGAAAAGAUCAAAAUUCAGAAUUCAGAGACGUGCAUUGCUUUUGCACCAUCUUAAAGUCAAAAAAUCAUAAGUUGAACUAUUGUAAGACCAUCUGUACUCUAUAUACUUACAUCUGUAUUUUUGCAUUUUUUACAAUAUACACUGUAAGGUUAUUAUUGUCCUCUAUCAUCCCAGUUUCUUGUAAAGCUGUCAGAACUAGGCUGAAUUGGGGAAGGCUGCAGCUGGAGCAGAGUGCACAGGAAAUACCAGGCAUUCAGAUUUGGACGUGUUAAAUGUCAGGCGCCCAUUAGAAUCUUAAGUGGAGAUGCUGAGCAGGCAGAUGGAUAGAAGAGUUUGCAGUUUGGAAAGGAGAUCCGGGUUGGAGAACCACAUUUGAAGACAAGUCCCUAGGAUGUAUGGGCAUGAGGAGGAGAGUCCCAUUAAUAAGAUAGGGUGGGGCCCAGAGCCAAGUGUGUGGGCACCCAAGCCCUGGAUUCCAAUGUCUUUAACACAAAUCAGUUUCUGCUAUGAAUCUAAACAACUAUAGGGUCCUAACUGAUUCUUCCUACACACCGGUAUCACUGGCACCUAUAAAAAACUCCUUGUGUCUUAUUCUUAGCACUGCUCCCUGCUUUUCCUUUGAAUGUCCAGCUUGGUCUGGCUGAACUGCUUUGGUGGUCUCUGGGUCUCCCAACUUCGCCUUCCCUUGACAUCCUGUCUGAAUCCCCCUUCUGCAAGCUUCAUGGCUGCAGAGAAGCCCUGCCAACUCCUGAAUAACUCCACCCAUCCCUCACUCUAUUCUUCAAGCUCCAACCCAGGACAACGGCAACAUGUGUAUAGUCUUUCACACAGUUGCUCAUUUAAUUCCCAAGAGGCAGAUAUAUUAUUAGCAUCACUUUUACUAUUAUCCUGCCCUCUUGACAGAUGAGAAAACUGAGUGUUGUGUGGUGGGAAGUGUCUUAUCUUCCACUAGAGUCUAGCAAACUACCAUAAACUUAGCAACUUGAAACAGCCCAUAUUGGGGCCGAGUAACGUAGCUCAUGCCUGUAAUCCUGACAGUUUGGGAGGCCAGGGCAGGAAGAUCACUUGAGGCUAGGAGUUCAAGACCAGCCUGAGCAAUAUAGCAACACCCCAUCUCUACAAAAAAUUUUAGAAAAUUAGCCGGGCAUGCGCCUAUAGUCCCAGCUACUCUGGAGGCUGAGGCUUGAGCCUAGGAGCUUGAGGCUGCAGUGAGCUAUGAUUGCCACUGCACUACAGCCUGGGCAACAGGGUAAGAAAAAGAAAAUACAAC